AUGGAUGAGCUGAAAUUAGAGGGUAAAUUUGAUGAUAUGUACGUGGGUGAUGAGAAUGUGAUAUUACCCAAGCGUUCAUAUGGGAUUGCUGAAGAAAAUCUAAGCAACCAACCAGCAGGAAUAUCAGCGAUGAGGAAAGCAAAAAAUGUUAAGUCAUCAGAAGGGGGUUCAGCAACUGCAGGUGAUAGCAAGAAGGACUUUUGGAUGAGAGAUCCAAAGACAGGCAACUGGAUACCAGAGAGUCACUUUGGUGACACUGAUGUUGCAGAACUGAGAGAAAAGUUCCUCUCUAAGAAAGACAAAUUUUAA
Dovyalis caffra is the source of this 309-nucleotide messenger RNA. The record is from the annotation of a GenBank genome assembly. Lineage: Eukaryota; Viridiplantae; Streptophyta; Magnoliopsida; Malpighiales; Salicaceae.